AUGGUAGAAUUUCGGGGAUACCACACUAUUCCUGUUGAUCCUAGAGAUGUGUACUUCUACAGAAUCGAUGUAAAGACAGUGCUGAAGAGAAUAUUCGAAAGCGCAACCAUAAGCUAUAGCUCGGUGGGAGAAAUGCAAAACCCUGACGGAUAUUUUCUAACAAUCGAGAACAUUAUGCUUUAUUCUCUUGGGCUAUUGAUAGUUUUUAGGACUGUGCAGCUGAUCCGUAACAAAAACAUCAUAAAUCAAGAGCUAAAGGGGUUUAAAGGGGACUAUAACUCUCCGUUCGCGGCCACAAAACAGCAAAAGCAGGUAAAAACCUUGCUAAUUGAAACCCUUGCCAAAACGCCGACUGAGGACUGCACGUCCUUCAACAUAGAAGACGUGCUAAAAGGAAUAAUGCACAAUUACACAAACGAAAGCACAGAGAUCAGCAAGGAUUGGUACAUGGAUAAAAAGCUAGAAGAGCUGUCAAACACAAAAAUAGGGUCUGCUGUAUACGCCGCCCUGAUCUGCCUAUUUGCUUUUCGAGGCAUAGGGGUGUGCCUGUCCUUAUACAACGCAAUCAAAAUAUCAAACACAUUUUUGAUGGUGUUUAUUCUUUUUAUGCAAAUAAUAGUGCAUGGCUUCUUUAUGUUUUCUCUGCUGAUACUGAUUUUCGAUGAUAAUGGAACGCUCUUCUCAACCUUUUUUAUCAUGGCAUGCAACGCGAUAACGUACAGCAUCACUGUGGUAAUUAACGGGCUGCAGACGGGGAUCAUUUCAUUGUUCUUUAGCUGCAUCAAGUCGAUGGUGGUCAAAAACAUCCUGGUUUCGCUUGCAGCUAUGGGGCUGCACACAAUCAUCACGAGGUUUGUCUACAUGCUGACCAGCAUCCAUGCCGACGCACUGUAUUUAAAAUGCGACAUGAACCAGCUCAGAAUAGCAAUGGCGCAGUCUACAAGUGACAAUAUGAAAGCAGUGAACCAGAUCGUACAGAAGCUCUUCGAGUCCUACAAGAAAGAAGCCGACGUGAAGGUUUUUGACAACUACUGGGUGCCAGACAUGCUAGCACUCCACGCAUGUUCAAGCGCGUUUAAAAACUUUUUCGUCCUUCUGAUAAUCACCUCGCUUGCCAGCAUAAUAACAUUUGAGCUAGAUAUUGCAGCUAUAUACUACAUCCAAAUAUACUGUGCUGACAUCCCCAGGUUUAAAGGAAUCUGCAAGAAAAUCACGUUUAACAAAAUAGUUUUAAUCAAGCUUUUGUUAUCGCUUAGUGUUUGGUGUUUAUGCAGAUACACAUUCAGCCAAAACAAAAUUUAA
Molecule: messenger RNA, 1302 nt
Organism: Nematocida major
Lineage: Eukaryota; Fungi; Microsporidia
Exons: 1
Coding region: 1-1302 (433 amino acids)
Source: RefSeq, a predicted model, not a curated record